Cicer arietinum (chickpea) is the source of this 2818-nucleotide messenger RNA. Its product is annotated as quinolinate synthase, chloroplastic. Gene Ontology annotation, biological process: 'de novo' NAD+ biosynthetic process from L-aspartate. Lineage: Eukaryota; Viridiplantae; Streptophyta; Magnoliopsida; Fabales; Fabaceae. The record is from RefSeq and is a predicted model, not a curated record. Gene Ontology annotation, cellular component: chloroplast. Gene Ontology annotation, molecular function: 4 iron, 4 sulfur cluster binding; quinolinate synthetase A activity.
UCUCAAAUACUAAAUUUUUAUUUGAAUAAAUGAAAAGGAGUAUUGUACAUGUCACACUAAUAAUCGAUUCAUACAUGCAAUGCAAUUGAGCACAUAGGAGCAGGAGAAAAGAACAUCUUUAUUAUUUCCUCAACCUCUCACUCUUUUAAGAGUUAUUUAUAUAUUAUUUAAGUCAUUAUUUCUCCAUUUUCGCUCCAAUUCAAUUCACUUCGCACCAUAGUUCUGCCGCCAUGGCUGCAACUCCAACAUCCUCUCUAUUUUCAUUCUCACUCAACCCGCACCUUGCUCCAAACCACAGACCCUUCAUCCUUCAACCUCUCAAACCCCACUCACCUUUACACAAAUCUCCCAAAUGCAUCCAUUCAAACUCUUCCAAACGUAACAACCCUAUUUCCUGCAACGCCGUCACUUUUCCCCAUUUAGAAACCUCUGAACUCGUCAUUCCUUCCAAGCUCCGCCAUCUCGCGAAAGAGUUCCGAUCGUUACCGGAGCCGGUGGAGCGGGUGAAGCGUCUGAUGCACUACGCCGGAAUCACACCGCCGAUGGACAAGUCAUCGCGUGUCGAUAAUAACCGGGUUAUGGGCUGCACUGCUAGGGUGUGGGUGGAGGUGAAGGUCGACGGUGAAGGGAAGGUGAAAUUUGUGGCGGAUAGUGACUCGGAGAUCACGAAAGGGUUUUGCGCGUGUUUGGUUUGGGUUCUUGAUGGGUCGGAGCCGGAAGAGGUUUUGAAAGUGACGACCGAUGAUUUGGUGGCUCUAAAUGUUGGGUUGCCGGGGACUGGUCGUUCUAGGAUGAACACGUGGCAUAAUGUUCUUGUAACAAUGCAAAAAAAGACCAAACAAUUGCUUGCUGAAAUGGAAGGGAAGCUUCCGUUUGAAGCUUUUCCUUCGUUAAUUGUUACCGCUGAUGGUGUUUUUCCUAAGGGUAGUUACGCCGAAGCGCAGGCAAAAUACUUGUUCCCUAAUGAGUUAAAAGUUGAUGAACUAGUCAAUGUGCUCAAGGAGAAGAAAAUUGGUGUUGUUGCACAUUUUUACAUGGAUCCUGAAGUUCAAGGCAUUUUAACCGCUGCUCAGAAGCAAUGGCCUCAUAUCCAUAUAUCCGAUUCACUGGUCAUGGCAGAUUCAGCAGUCAAAAUGGUGAAAGCUGGAUGCAAAUUCAUAACAGUGUUAGGUGUGGACUUUAUGUCGGAAAAUGUGCGCGCCAUCCUUGAUCAAGCUGGUUUUAAUGAGGUUGGUGUGUAUCGGAUGUCAAAUGAGCGUAUCGGCUGUUCUCUGGCUGAUGCUGCAGCUACCUCUACUUAUAUGGAGUAUCUUGAACCAGCUUCUAGGUCAACUUCUUUGCAUGUCAUAUACAUUAACACUAAGUUAGAGACAAAGGCAUAUGCUCAUGAGCUUGUGCCAACAAUAACCUGUACUUCAUCAAAUGUUAUCCAGACCAUUCUACAGGCAUUUGCUCAAGUGCCAGACUUGAGCGUAUGGUAUGGGCCUGAUUCUUACAUGGGUGCAAAUAUCAAGGAAUUGUUCCAACAGAUGACACAAAUGACUGAUGAAGAGGUUAAUGCAAUUCAUCCGGCGCAUAAUGUAGACUCUAUAAGAUCAUUACUACCGCGACUUUACUAUUAUCGGGAUGGAUCAUGCAUUGUUCAUCAUCUAUUUGGCCAUGAAGUUGUGGAGAAGAUAAAAGAAAUGUAUUGUGAUGCAUUUCUUACUGCUCAUCUUGAGGUACCUGGAGAGAUGUUUACAUUGGCAAUGGAAGCAAAAAGAAGGGGAAUGGGGGUAGUAGGCUCCACCCAGAAUAUUUUGGAUUUCAUAAAAGACAGGGUUCAGGAAUCUUUGGAUAGAAACAUCAAUGAUCAUCUCCAAUUUGUUUUAGGAACAGAAUCAGGGAUGGUGACUUCAAUUGUGGUGGCGGUUCGAAGUUUAUUAGAGCCUGCAAAGUCCUCUUCUGAAGGAGCUAAAGUUACAGUUGAAAUAGUCUUUCCAGUUUCAUCAGACUCAAUCUCGACAACAACCCCGAGUCUCCACUCAGUUCAAAUGGGUGAUAUCAUACUUCCUGUUGUACCAGGAGUAGCUAGUGGAGAGGGUUGUUCCAUUCACGGUGGUUGUGCGUCUUGUCCAUACAUGAAGAUGAAUUCUCUUAGCUCACUCCUGACAGUUUGCCAUAACCUACCUGACAAAGAAAAUAUGUUGUCUGCAUACAAAGCCGAGCAAUUUAACUUGCAGACUCCAAAUGGAAAAUCAGUGGCAGAUGUUGGAUGUGAACCAAUUUUGCAUAUGAGGAACUUCCAGGCUACUAAAAAGCUUCCGGAGAAGCUAGUUGAUCAGAUUCUUCGUCCAAAAGACAGUGGAAGGUCGGCAUGAGAAACUAUGCUGGUUGAUCAGAUUCUUCAUCCUUAAGAAGCUGGUUGAUCAGCUUGUUCCAGAGAAAUAAUGCUAUCUAUAUAUGCAGACAGAAAUGUAUGCUGCUCUAUUAUGAGCAAUUCCAAGUUGCAACCUGCAACAAAAGCUGGGUCUGUGUGAGGUCUUUGCUUAUAGCAAGGGUUGUAGUUGUCACAGCCAGAUUUUUUAGUGUAGGAAACUUCUAAUAUUGAUUAUUAUCACAAAACAUAGUUCGGUAUCAGAUAUAGAGAAAUGAAUGAAAUGGCAGCAUUUAGGGAUUAUGCCCCCCCACUAUGAAAAAAUAAAUAAAUGUACACAAGCUAUGGGCUCAGGGCUUUUUUGUAUUGAAGGCACGAGAGCUAUAGAUCUAACAACGUGAGUCCAUCUUGCAACUUUCAGAGUUAUAAAUGAAGGGCAAUACAAUAUAUAUCGAUAAAUUA